AUGUUUCCAGUUCAUAUAUAUGCGUUAUCUAUCUAUCUAUCUAUCUAUCUAUCUAUCUAUCUAUCUAUCUAUCUAUCUAUCUAUCUAUCUAUCUAUUUAUUAUCUAUCUAUCUAUCUAUCUAUCUAUCUAUCUAUCUAUCUAUCUAUCUAUCUAUCUCCUUAUAUAUAUAUAUAUAUAUAUAUAUAUAUAUGAAUUUAAAAAGGAUCGUAAUCUAUCUUUUAUCUAACUCAUCUAUCUAUCGAAUGAGCCAAUUCUGUCUAUCACUUGUGACGAAUGCAUAUCGAUCGAUCUAUGUAUCAGUUAUAUCUCAGUUUGCCAAUAAUAUCUAUCUAUCUAUAGAAAAUCAAAUAUAUCUAAAAGCAUCUAUCUAUCUAUCUAUCCUUCCUGCUCAUUUUGGUAAUAUCUAUCUAUCUAUCUAUCUAUCUGUCUAUAUAUCUAUCAAUCUAUAUCUAUCGAUCUAUCUAUCUAUCUAUCUCAGUUUGUUAAUAUCUAUCUAUCUAUAUCUAUCUAUAUCUAUCUAUCUAUCUCAGUCUAUCUAUCUAUCUAUCUAUAUCAUCUAUAUCUACUCUUUUGGUAAUAUCUAUCUAUCUAUCUAUCUAUCUAUCUAUCUAUCUAUCUAUCUCACUCUCUCUAUCAGUCUAUCUAUCUAUCUAUCUAUCUAUCUAUCUCAGUUUUUGUCUAUCUAUAUCAUCUAUAUCUAUCUAUAUAUCUCAUCUGUUAAUAUCUAUCUAUCUAUCGAUCUAUCUAUCUAUCUACUCUGUCUAUCAAUGUAUCUAGUCUGUUAUAUAUCUCAGUCUGUUAAUAUCUAUCUAUCUAUCUAUCUAUCUAUCUAUCUAUCUAUCUAUCUCACUCUGUCUAUCAAUGUAUCUAUCGAUCUAUGUAUCUAUAUAUCUCAGUUUGGUAAUAUCUAUCUAUCUAUCUAUCUAUCUAUCUAUCUAUCUCUCUAUCAUCUAUCUAUCUAUCUAUCUAUCUAUCUCAGUUUGUUAAUAUCUAUCUAUCUAUCUAUCUAUCAUCUGUUAAUAUCUAUCUAUCUAUCUAUCUAUCUAUCUAUCUAUCUCACUCUGUCUAUCAAUGUAUCUAUCGAUCUAUGUAUCUAUAUAUCUCAGUUUGGUAAUAUCUAUCUAUCUAUCUAUCUAUCUAUCUAUCUAUCUCACUCUCUCUAUCAAUCUAUCUCAUCUAUCGAUCUAUCAUCUAUCUAUAUAUCUAUCAGUUUGGUAAUAUCUAUCUAUAUAUCCCAUCAUUUAAUAUCUAUCUAUCUAUCUAUCUAUCUAUCUCAUCUUUUAUUAUCUAUCUAUCUAUUCAUCUAUCUAUCUAUCUAUCUCAUUAAUAUCUAUCUAUCUAUCUAUCUAUCUAUCUAUCUAUCUAUCUAUAUAUCUCAAUCUGUUAAUAUCUAUCUAUCUAUCUAUCUAUCUAUCUAUCUAUCUCACUAUGUUCAUAUCUUUCUACCUAUCUUUCUCUGUCUGUCUGUUUGUCUCUAUAAUUUUUUUUUAUCCCUGGAUUCGCUGAAUUUGUCUUUAUUAAUUUCUGUCCUCUUGACUCGCUUAAAACAUCCCUGCAUCGAGACAGUCGUUUUCUUUUUGACACUCCCGAGAGUGAUGCACAAACCUAACACCGUGAAAUCUUUUUACAAGUUUUACAAGAAGUUAAAAAUUUGA
Messenger RNA from Acanthosepion pharaonis, 1656 nucleotides. The record is from the annotation of a GenBank genome assembly. NCBI's taxonomy places the organism in Eukaryota, Metazoa, Mollusca, Cephalopoda, Sepiida, Sepiidae.